Molecule: messenger RNA, 768 nt
Organism: Sturnus vulgaris (Common starling)
Lineage: Eukaryota; Metazoa; Chordata; Aves; Passeriformes; Sturnidae
Source: RefSeq, a predicted model, not a curated record
AUGAGCGGGGUUGGAGGCACCUGCGGGCUCCGGCCCAUGGUGUUGAACGAGAGCUCCACCGUGCCCGAAUAUGGAUCCUCGGAUUCUGCCAAAGGAGGGACAAACCUCGAUGUCCCUCCAGGGGCCUGGCCUGGCAUCGCCAGCGUCCAGGUGACCAUGGAGAAUGGCACGUGGCACAUGUGCUCGGGGGCACUCAUCAGCCACUGCUGGGUCCUCACAGCUGCCAGCUGCUUCAGUGGGGCUGGGGCUGUCCAAGAGUGGAAGGUGGUGAUCGGGGCCACAGACCUGGCUGAGCCGGGCCCCGAGGCCGAGGUGUUCCAGGUCAAGCGGAUCCUGGUGCACCACGGCUACGUGGCCGCCACGGCCACCAACAACAUCGCCCUGGUGGAGCUGGAGCAGCCCGUGGAGUGCAGUGACUACAUCCAGCUGGGCUGUGUGCCCGACAGCUCCCUGGCAGGGGACAUCGGGGGACCCCUGGUGUGCAAGGACAUCGUCGGUGACUACUUCUGGCUGGUGGGACUGGCCAGCUGGGGCCAGGGCUGUGCCAGUGCCAGGAGGCCCGGGGUGUUCACGUCCACCCAGCAUUUCCACGCCUGGAUCCGCGCCCACACCGGCCCCAGCCCGGCGGCACCGACAGCGGCCCCGCGGCGCACCCUGAACUCGCCAGGGGAGCAGCCUGGCGUCAUCUCCUUCCCAAAAUCCGCCCUCAGGCGCUUCCUGGAGAGGCUGCAGGAGCUGCUGGAGCAGCUCAAGAACAGGACAGGGUGA